Silurus meridionalis is the source of this 9827-nucleotide messenger RNA. RefSeq lists its product as uncharacterized. Gene Ontology annotation, biological process: positive regulation of blood vessel endothelial cell proliferation involved in sprouting angiogenesis. The record is from RefSeq and is a predicted model, not a curated record. NCBI's taxonomy places the organism in Eukaryota, Metazoa, Chordata, Actinopteri, Siluriformes, Siluridae. Gene Ontology annotation, cellular component: adherens junction; ruffle membrane. Bases 506 to 6361 code for a protein of 1951 amino acids. The transcript is spliced from 4 exons.
CUCCGGCAGCAGUGAGAGGCGCAUCUGCAAAAAAAAAAAAGAAAAAAUUCUAUUUGUCAAGAUCGGCGCCUUUAACUCGCGCCCACCGGUGAGGGAAAAAGACGGAGAAAAAGCUCCAGAGCUUCUGCUCGGUGCUGUGCAUGUGCGCCGUGCGUCCUAGACGCGCGCUUAGGCCGAGCGCGUGUUUAUGUCCUCCUGGAAAAAGGGGCAGCAUGCGCGUAUGCAGCGGGAAAUCGGGACUGGCCGGCGGAGAGCUCGAGCGUGCGUGCGUGCGUGCGUGCGUUCUGCCGGAUUUCGCGCGAGCAUGCGGAUUUGCUUGCACCUGCAGCGCGGUGUAUGGCGCUAUUAUGUGAUGGCCUCUGCUGAGCAGCUGUGUUCCUUCUUUCAACAGCGCUGCUCCUAGACACACAAACACACUCACACAAACUCACUUAAACACAUUUACACAUUCAGUCACAUACCUGUAUCGGGUUCACUUCCAUAUUAUCAGACACAAGAAGACAUCAUGUACAGUGUGGAAGACUUGCUGAUCUCUCAUGGAUACAAACUGCCCAGGAGUGGCCCUGCCUCAGCCUCAGCACCUUAUGAGAAUCGGAACACCGACUGCCGUCGUGACAAUGUGGAAAAUCGUCCGGCUGGUAGUGGCGGGGCCUUGAACGGGUUUGGGACAGCAGAAGGUGGAGGAGACAGUCGGACUGAAACAGGGACAGGGGCCUACAGACCAUCUCAGCCUGUAAAAACAUAUCCUGAAAACAACAACAAUAUCAGUGAGGGACCUGAACGGAUCCAGAGAAGGCUGGAAGUUCCUGUUGGCUUCCUUGGUGAUCUGCAGCCCUUAGGAGACUCACUUGCUACUGACAGUGGGUUUUAUGAUGCCCCAAGCUUGACAUUCUCUGAGCACACAGAUGAGCGAGAUAUUGCCUACUGGAGAAGAAGAGGGCAAGACUUCAGUGCCCUUUUGGACUUUGCUGACCCUAGGGAGUUGCGUGUGUCUGGUGGGCCUUGGAGAGGCCCAGUGUUGGCUCCUGAGGAGCUAAGGACAGAAAGGCCAUUAGCGAGAUGGGAGGAAGUGCAGUGGAUGCGAGAGCCCAUAGACUCAGGCCCAGAGACACUACAAGUGACUGGAGAAAGGAAGUGUCAAAGCCUGGGCACAGAGGAGUGGCGUCCUGCAGUAGGUCUUGGUCGUCAGUUGUCGGAUGGAGAAGCUGAGCGCUGGUCUCAGGAACAGCAGCACCGUUUGCGGCCCACAGAGGGCAGUGUGCCUGCCACAGUAAGGAUGAAGUCCCAGUCACUGCCCCGAGUUCUUUCUCCUGAAGAUCCACAGUAUGGAGAACAUCCUCCAGCAGGGGCCUCAAGUCAGGCUCCUACACAGAGAAACAGCUCUGUACCAUACAGUCGUUAUCAUAAUGAAUGGCCAUUAGGAGAACGGUGGAGUGGUCAGAGUCAAGGUCCCACUGCACUUGUGCCAAAGCCACGUUUUAGUCGUCCCAUUAAGCCCCCAUCUUACGAGACUCACCAGCAGAAUAGGGGGAGUUGGGAAACACUUUCUUCUGAACCAGUGUCCAAACCCAGAGACCGGUCAAUUUGCUAUUCUCAGAGUUUUGAACCAUUGAGAGACAGGUCUGGAUGCUAUUCUCAAAGUGCAGAGCCAUUACGGGAUCGGUCCUUGUGCUUUUCACAGAGCGCGGAGCCACUGAGAGAUCGAAUGGUGAGCCAUUCCCAAAGUGCCGAACCGCUAAGAUUUGUAAGUCAUUCCCAAAGUGCAGACCUGUUAAGAGACCGCUUUUUAAGCCACUCUCACAGUGCUGACCUUUUAAGGGACAGAUCACUUUGUUAUAGCUCAGAACUACUUCGAGACAGGUCUAUGUGUUACUCACAGAGUGCAGAAUUACUGCGACCAGAGGCAUACAGGGCAGAUCUCUUUUAUCAGGAAUUGACUGGUAUGGAGCCCCCUGGUUACAUCCCACCCCCCUCUUACAGGAGAUUUCUGCCUCCCAGGAGUGGACAGAUUUACCGUGCUGACUCUGCCCUUGUCCGAUGGAAACGUGAACCAGUAAGUGCUGAGAUGGGUGAGUGGUUUUCAAGAACAGCAGGAAUGUCAUGGUCAGAACGUCAGGAAGACAGGAGUAUGGCAGUUGUUCCCAGACGGCCAGUGCAUCCAGGGCCAGGUGUACCAAAUCGACCUUUUCACUAUGUCGCAUUUGAAGACCCACGUGUUAGGCAUAUCUCAGGGGGGCCCAGUGGAAACUCACUAACAGAUGCAGACAAGAUUCGACAUGUCAACAAAGAGCUUCCCUGCACUGCAGCUGUAGGACAAUCCACACAUGAUAGUGCCUUCCUCCCUUCACAGGGGCCGAGCACGGACACUCACAAACCUCUCAAUGAACAGGAGAAUGCUAACCGAUGGAAUAGAGGGUUAAACAAAGGAAGUGAAAGUGUAGCACCAGACCAGAGCUUUUCCAAGUACUCCACAACAUUUCAGACAAGACCCCCACAACCAGUCAUAAAAGUUGAACGGAGUGUCGAUCAGCAGGUUAAACUAGACAGAAUUGCAGAUCAAGGUCAAGUCAAGGUAGAAAGAACAGAACAGGUUAAAGUGGACAGACCUGCUGAGCAGGUCAAAGUAGACAAAAUUACAGAACAAGUCAAGUCAGACAAACUUGCAGAUCAAGUAAAAGUUAUAGAAGUUAAACCAGAACGAUUUACAGACAAACAGCUCAAAACUGAUAGAAUGACAGACCAAACAAAAAUGGAUAAAAAUCCAGACCAGGGUAAAACAGAAAGAUACUGUGAAAAACAAAGUAAACUUGAUAAACUGGCAGAGAGAAUUCCAGAAAAACCUAUAAAAGUUGAGAGAAUUCUAGAUAAGUCCAGUAAAUCUGAGAGAGUUCCCGACAAGCAAGUUAAAGUAGACAAAAUUCCAGAAAAGAUUAAAGGUGAUAAGUUGUUGGAAAAACAAAGUAAAUCAGAAAAAUUUACUGACAAGCUAAUUAAGUUAGAGAAACAGGCAAAAGCAGACAUAACUGUGGAGCAGUUAAAGGCUGAGAAAGUUACAGACAAACAGACCAAGGCAGACAAAUCUAUUGAAAAGGGAUCAUCAGAAAGCAUUUCCACAGCAAAGACGGAAGUAACACAUGAGCCAGAGAAGAAGAGUGUGAAAAAGAAAUUAAGUGAGACUAUAUUCUGCCUGGUGUCUGUCCCUCUUUCACAAUCUAGCGGAAAGUUGAGGGAUCAAAAUAACAACGAAGAAAAAGAACCCGAAUCCCCUCGUAUUCCUCCCCCUCCCCCACCAAGCUCCUCAAGUGAAAACAGCAACACCAUUGGUUCUCUGCCAAACCAAAGCCUCAAAAGCACAUCCACCACCUCCACUGAUUUGGAACUACAGGCACUUACACUUGGCAGUGCUUCUAGUAGCAUAAUCACCAGAAGAGCUCAUCGCAGGAGAAACUCUCGAACUAAAAUAAUUAAGCCAAACCCCCAUGAUGAGCUGAGACGAUAUUCUGGGGCCUGGCCAGGGGAUCAGUAUCGUGACCAGGAAACCCAAACUAGUCCUGAACUUGCAAAGAGUGCUCAACACCCAGGUCCAGAUAAAAUGGAAGCACAACCACUGCCUGCUGUCCCAGAAGCAGAGGUCUCUGCUGAAAAUGGGUCAGGAGUUCCAGGUACUUCUGGGCCUACAGGAGGCACAGGGGCUACAGGUAAUCCAGGGCCUUCAAGUACUACAGGGGGUACAGGAAAUCCAGGGCCUACAGGAACAUCAGGGGCUGGAGCAGCACCGGCGGCUUCAGACCACAGUACCCCCUUUGGGUAUCCUAUGAAAGGUCAGAAAAGUCUGAAACCAUCCAGCAACAGUGCCUUUUCAAGAACAGGCACCUUCAAGAGCACAGGUUCACACAGACCUCCAUUACAUCCUCCUCCACAUCCACCACCACCACCUCCAACCCAACCACCGUCCCAACCACCACCCCCACCGCCAACACAGCCUCCACCCAAAUCACCCCCCUUGGAUCAAGCUGAGGAUUUAAAGUCAAUUGCUGGCCCUAACCCAGAAGCUUUUGGUCAAUUCCUUUUGAAGCCAGUGUGUCGAAGAUCUUGGGAUGCCAUUGAGGAGUUAGAGUCUAUUAAUAAGGAAUUGCAAGAGCAAGCAGGUAAGCGUCCUAGUGUGGACCAAUGCAUUGAAGAUCUAAAUGAGGCCUACAAAGAUAUUCUGGAGCUUACCACUGCCAGCAAUAGCCUUUCCAGUUGUUCCUCCAUUCAAAUCCCUGAUCGUAUAAAAGCAAGACUUUCUUCUGAUCCGUUGGGAAUGGCUGCAACUUCACUUAGGUCCAGCCUGGUACCAGGAAGUGACCCAGAAUACAGGGAGGUUAAGAGUGCCUUUUCCCGACCAUCAACAGGGAAGAGUGUUAGCUUCAGCAAGCAGCUUAGGGAGGAAAUUUGUCCAGCAGCACCUCCACCAGAAACAGGUUUUAGAGAUUACAAAACAGUAAUGGCCCAGAUAACUCAGCGCAAAGCCUGUAGAUCAGUGAAGCUGGAAACUCUAAUCAAAGAUGAGUGUUUGGCUUUACUUACCGCCUCCACUUCAUCCAUGCCAGCUGAGAUGCCAUGGGGAGACAGGCAGCCUAUGCAGGAUGCCUCAACCCUAACCAGCCCCCCAGACUAUGAGCACAUCUGUCAGACCCUCCAAAUGGCUCGUGAUUCUGGGGCGAUCAGCCGAGGGGCUUCUGUAAAAUCCAAACCAGGUAGUGCCAUGAGCAUUGAUAAUCAACUAAUUGUGGCCAUGCCUAGUGGAUCUGCAACAGAUUUAGAGCAGCCAUGCUGCUCGUUAGCAUUAGAAAAUGAAAAUAAUUUGAGACAGGAGCCCAUCUCUUUAUUAAGUGACGAGAGAACCUCUGGCUUUAGAAGGGUAACAAAUCAGAGUGCCAAACUCCUCGGUAACAGGAGUGUUCUGUGUGGCAUUACAGGUGAUAAGCCAACAGGAGACAAAGCAGGUUUAGAGGUGAAUCCAGAAGUACCGGCUGACUGGCAGAUGCAGCUGUCACUAGCUGAGAAGCAUAUUGCUACACUUAUCACUGGGGAAGGGUCCAAGCCUGGGUCAGUUGAAGCUCUAGAGGAAAUGAAUGACAUUAAGAGAAAUGACAGCAUUCCUGCCAGUAUGUUAGAAGUACAAACAACCGAGACAUUGAAAGGAGACAACAUUGAAAUGAUUGAACGGUUUGAUACACAGGUAGAGAAGCAUGAGACUGAAGUAGGUCAUGCAUCUGAAAGUCAGUUGAAUGUAGAAAUAAGAACAGAUGGUGAUAUCAAUAGGAAAGAAGAAGAGGAAGCAAAGUUAGAGCGAGACAAUUUUCAACAAGAAAACUCUAUGACUAAAGGUACAGAGCUACAAACCCAAGAGGAGGAACAAAUUCAUGAGCCCAACAUGGAACCAAGUGUGAUUUUAAGGCCAAACAAGGCUACAAUAUGGACUCACUCAGGACUUGAUCCAGUGCUUCUGCCAGAAUUUCCCCCAGAUCACCUUCCCCUGUCCGUGUUAUCUUAUCCAAAUCGUAGAUUAUCUUUAGAGUUGGAUUUAGACAGAAGUAGUUGGGAAGGAGCUAUUUGGAGCCUUGGAGGAGGUUGGGCAAGAGAAAGGCGAUCUCUUGAUGCUGAGAGGCAGGACUUAAGUGAGGAUAGGUGGGGUUUAGAAAGUGAUAGACAACAAUCCAGUGGUGAAAAGCGUGGUCUAGGUGGUUGGCGUGGAUGUGGUAUAGAUAGGCAGGGUUCAGAUGAUUCAGAUUGGGAUUUAGACUCUGAGAACCACAACACAAUGGAUAAAGGAGGGGUUGCAGAUGUAAAACAAUGGGAGCCUAAUCAAGGGCAGGAUCGAAGUGGAGACCAAAGCAGUUAUGUGUCUAAUAAAGACUUAAUGGUUGACAAACAAAUCUUGGUAGAUGAACAGAUUCAAGGUACUGAAGGGAGUCCAAGGGUCAAGGAGGUGCAAGGCUCAGGAAAACGGGGCAGAGUGCUUUCUCAGCGAAUUGAGGCCCUGCAUGAUUGUUUUAUACCCCCACCUGGACAUGGUUCUGAAGAGAGACUUGCUCGUAUGAGGGAGGUGGACACUGUCUCCCGCAUGAGACGCCUCAGCCUUCGUAGUACAGACUCAUGGGAUGGACUAUAUGGGGUGGCAUUUGUUUCUAGUGCUGAAGAGCUAGUGAGGGAUGAUAGACAGUCCCUUCCUUUAUCCCAGGAACUUCCAAUCACAGCAGAGAAGGAGGACAUAGAAGUCAGAAAGCCUUGCUCAGACAUGAAUGAGCCUUGUGAGACGCAAGAUGAUCCAAUUUCAGCAGAGUCGGAGGAGCCCAGUCAGGUGGAGAAGUCGUAGUUGAACCCAAGAAGUCAUAAAUCAGGGGGUGAAGGGACAUCCAUUGCCACUAAGAGCCAGCUUCCAACACUGUGACCUGGCUGUCUGCUAAAUGCCUUCAUUUUCAUAUGGCACUCGCACAAGAACACUCAUACACAUAAACACACACACACACACACACACACACACACACACACACACACACACACUGACAUGCAUUUAUGCACGACAUUAUUACAUAAUGCAUAUGAAGACAUAUAAACACAUAGACAUUCCCACAUGCACCUCAGAUCAUCAUCAUGAAUUCUGACAUGCAUUCAAAUAUAAAUGCACACACAUACACAGAUUAAAAUGGCCUUCUCCGACAAGAGCAUUGUGUAUCAACUCCACCCUACCUGCUGGGUUUCUUAAUGUUGCUGCUCCACUGCCAGAAGGAGGCAAGACCCAACCGCUCCUGUUCCCUAUCCUACUUUAUUCAGUCUUUCCUGGGAGUCUGAGGCCCAAUUUUCCAAAAAUUAACAAUAGAAAAUGUAAAUUAUUGGAUGUAUAUUAUGAUACCAAGGGAUUUUUGAAAUAUAUAUAUAUGAACAAAUUGCUAUAUAGUCCCAUUUUUAUAUGGGCUGAACAUUUUAAAUGGAUAGGCCAGCCAAAUAAUGGUUGCUGAUUUAGCUUUCAUUUACUCUUAGCUGCAUUCACAUUAUUUGGUUAAAGUAUCCCUUUAACCAACUCCUCUUUACAAUCAAUAGCUUUACCUAACCUUAAUCCCAUAAAAAAAAAUCCUGUGUUGAAAAUAAUAAUUUCCUUAUUAUGAGGAAAUUACCUUAUCAUAUCUUCCCCAUAACAGAACGACCUUCCCCCUUGCCCACCCUAUUUCAAAUGAAGAUGGGGUUAAGUUGUAGCAGCAUCUGUUCCUUCUCCUCCUCCUCUCCACCCAGUGCUCCUCUUCUGAUGACUUUGUGGAACUUGUGUCAAUUGUCAGAACCUGUGGUCUGCUUGUAGUCCAGUGUAAUUCAUUUGUCCAGAAACGAUUGUUGUCUGUAUUUGUACAUUUUAUGUUCAUUCAAAAUUUUUUAUUUCUUUUUUAAACCGAGUAUUGUGAAGGACACAUUCGUUUGCGUUCGUUGUUAAAGUGUCAUCUGAGCUAUUCAAAAACUAAGAGCGCCAUCUGAAAUGGGCAGCUGUAGCAAGUUGAAGCUUAGUGGCUCAAGAACUGUUUAACAGUCAAGCGAUCAAAGACGUCUGAAAGCGUUUGCUUUUGAUCCAUAAUCUGCAUUUAAAAAACUUUUCAGCAUUCUGUAACAUAAUAUCCCUAAACACAUAGAGCGCUACGGUACAUGUUGUAUUGACUGAAACCAUAGAUGUAUUUUAGAGGAAAUAGAAGUGUGGAUAGAAUGAACAUUUUAGUAUUUAAUGAACCAACAUUGCACCUUGUGAAUGGAAGGGUAGAUUUCUUUUUUUUUAUUUUCCUUAAAAGAAAGAGAAUAAAAGCUAUUGAUUAGCCUUUUUGAAACACCAAUCAUUGAUGAUACGCCUACACAAGAGAUACAAACACGACCUUCCAUAUAUCCAAUAUCCAAAACACUAUAAAUAUUUGUAAUAUAAUGUGUCACGCCAUUGAUAAACCCAGGUUUGGGAAUACCUUUUUUUCAGGCAAUGUAAAUUUUUAAAAACAGGGUCCAGAUAUGAACACAAUGAAUUCUCUAAUUUUUCUUGGUGUCUUUACAACACCAGGUACAGCAGGAAGCAAUAAAUGCUAACAAUUCUUUGUGAUUAAGCAUAUAAAUGUGUACAGAUUUUAGGAGUUUAGUAGGGAACAAGUUGAUGGGCCAUGAUUUGAGAAGAUACAAUAACAAAACAUAAUAUACCAUUAUGAUACUUACCAUUUUGAUAAUAGUGGGUAACAAGAUAGCUGGGUUUUAAGGUGGAAAGAAGUCUACAGUAUGACAGGAUAUGUGUUUGAUAGCUAGAGCAAUGUCGUCCAACAUAAAGCUCAAUGGCUGUAAAAUAUGUGAGAAGCAGGAUAUAUAAAAAAGAAAACGUCAUUUUGUCUAAAUGUUGCUCAACAAAAAAAGAAUCUGAGAUUGCGUGUGUGCAUGUGUGCGUGCAUGAAUAUUCGCUUGCUCCCCAUCAUUGCUCUUCAUCUUACAUUCAUGUAUGUGGAAAAAAAAAAAAAGAACUGCAUUUCACUGAAUAUUUAUUUUUCUUAUCAUUGAAAUUGUUAACCAGGCCAGAUAAUGUAAAAAAAAAAAAAAAAAAAAAAAAAUUAAAAAUAAAAAAGUAUAUUUUAAAUAUUUUAUGAAAUAUUUUGUAUUUACCAUGAUAAUUUUAUUUCUUUGCUCUUGGAUCCAGUUGGCAGUAUCAUAUUGCUGUAUAGUGCAGGAAGAAGAUAUAUAAUUUUCUAGUGCUUUACAAAAUGACAAAAGGGUCAGUUUAGCUGAGCUAAGAAUAUCUCUGUUAAAACACCUGCAGUAUGCCUUGUUCUUGCUCAGAAUUUUGUGAAUGAUAAGAGUUGUCAUUGUAUACUUUGAUAACAAUGUGGAUUUCUGCUUGUGCUUGGAAUAUGUAUCACACUGCUGUAGUAAGAACUUCGGUCUAUACCUGGAACUCUGUAGAAAUGAGUCAGUAUUAGUUUAACACUUCAAUUCUUUUUUUUUUAAUAUAUAUAUCAAAAUCUGAUCAGCAGCUUAAAUACCUACAGGGGACCAGCUUUCCAGGUACACAUUGAAUCUAGUUCUGAAUCCCAAAACCCAAUACCAAUUAAAAUGCUCUUUUUGUCCAAUCCGAAGCUAAUUUUAACAUGAAAGAUUUUAACUUGGCCCAAAGUUCAUACAGUAGCCUACAGUGUAAAUGAAAAUAUGUUACCUAUGUUUUUUAAAAGCUAAAUGUGGCCUUAUUUUAUUUGAGCAUUUGUAUGUCUUUGAUUCAGUGUCAUGUCACGUCAUGUCAUGUCUAAUUUUAUUUUUUAAAAAGAAAAAAAAAAGGAUCCUUUCAGUCAUACAGCCAAAUAUUUUUUAUUUCUUUGCAAGUAUUAUAAGCUAAAGUUAAGCUGAAAGGAAUAUGUGUAGCACAUGGACUGGAACUGUUCUCCCCCCUCAUUUCACAGGCCCAUAACUGUUAAUUAUUUCAUGGCAUUUUCAUGAACGAUGUAGCAUUAUCGCCAUUGUAGCACUUGGAGAAUGCGCAUUGUGGGAAAAGUAGAUGAAAUUCAUCAUUCUUUUUUGGAAGUCGUGACUUGAUGAAACUCAACAGUAAUGCAGUGUAUACCUUUAAAGCAUAAACUGCUCUUUACAUUUUGCUACAUGCUAUAGGGGUGCAAAGAGUGACAUGAUUUCACAUUUUGAUGCAAUUUCUUUUCCAUAAUCUUUGAGGUCUCUGGGUCAUUAUUCAUGUAACAAAACACAACAGACUCUUGAUUCCAUGUUUGUAAAUGGUUAGGCAUUGAAAUGUAAAUAUGUUAAAUAAGCUGAAAAGUGAAAUUUAAUAAACA